Messenger RNA from Hippopotamus amphibius kiboko, 838 nucleotides. RefSeq names its product transmembrane protein 269 (gene TMEM269). The record is from RefSeq and is a predicted model, not a curated record. Lineage: Eukaryota; Metazoa; Chordata; Mammalia; Artiodactyla; Hippopotamidae. The coding region runs from base 112 to 783 and encodes 223 amino acids. The transcript is spliced from 6 exons. Gene Ontology annotation, biological process: phospholipid biosynthetic process. Gene Ontology annotation, molecular function: phosphotransferase activity, for other substituted phosphate groups. Gene Ontology annotation, cellular component: membrane.
CUCCGCACUGGAAGCGGGGAAGGAGUGCGGGCCCCCACCCCAUCUAAGAAUGUCUGGUCCCCAGGUCAGUGCACCAGUUUCUUCCUGACCAAAGAACAGAUCCACCCCCAGAUGAGUGAAUUUUCCUGGAAGGAUGUUGCCAAUGCCUUGUCCCUGGCCAACAUGAUCCUGGGGCUCUUCUCCAUCUUCUGCAGCUUCUGCAAGAAAUACCCCUGUGCCUCCUGGAUGCUUUUGGUCAGCUUUCUAUUAGACAUGGCUAUCGGGACAGUGACCAGACACCUCAACAUCUGCUCCAAAUCAGGAGCCGAGCUGAAUGACUUUGCUGUCUUCACCACCUUUGGCCUGGCCUCAGCCCUGCUUCUAGGCGUGGAUGGGCCUCUGAGCAGGUUCCUGGCCAUCAUCUACGUGUUAGCUAUUUCAUUCCGCCUCUGUUUUUAUUCAGCUGGUGUUCCCUUCACAUACAAGGGUCUACCCUGCCCGUAUGCUUCCUGUGUUUUGGCCUCCACCUCCCUCCUGACCAAAGGCAACACGUUCAUUCUCUCUUGCACGGCCUCACUCAUGAUUCUAUUCAUGAUGGACCAGAGCUACUACCCACACGAUGAAAUCCUGGAGUCAGAGAACUGGAAAAAGAUGGUCUAUCUGGGAGGUGUCAUCAUGCUGUUUUUGUCUCCAUUCUCGCUAACUGCUUUUUACUGCCUGAUGUGGUCACUCUCCUACAUCUUCUUUCCAGAUGCUCUGUGGGGCAAGGCAGCAUGUUUUAAGUUACAGCACCGAAGAAACUAAGCAGCCUUACCCACUCCCACUGGCCUCUAUGGGGUUUCUGCCAGCAUGUUGGGCC